This is a messenger RNA of Mercurialis annua (annual mercury), 1160 nucleotides long. RefSeq names its product dihydroceramide fatty acyl 2-hydroxylase FAH1-like. Gene Ontology annotation, molecular function: iron ion binding; fatty acid 2-hydroxylase activity. NCBI's taxonomy places the organism in Eukaryota, Viridiplantae, Streptophyta, Magnoliopsida, Malpighiales, Euphorbiaceae. The record is from RefSeq and is a predicted model, not a curated record. Gene Ontology annotation, biological process: fatty acid metabolic process; lipid biosynthetic process. The transcript is spliced from 7 exons. The coding region runs from base 201 to 914 and encodes 237 amino acids. Gene Ontology annotation, cellular component: endoplasmic reticulum; membrane.
AUUUCACUUUCCACCCCAAACAGAGAAAAAAUAAUCAAAAAACAGGAAAAAUCCAACAAAAACACCGCAACUUUGCUGUGGUUGUGGUCGUUUUUGUUUUUCGCAAUAAAAAUUUAUUUAUUUGAAUUGAAACGGAAGCUUCUCGCGGUUAGAUCCGUCCCGCAUUUCUCUUAUUGGGUACAUAAUAAUAUAGUGCCAGGAUGGUUGCGCAGGGCUUCACUGUAGAUCUCAAUAAGCCUCUUGUCUUCCAGGUUGGUCAUCUUGGGGAAGCUUACGAGGAAUGGGUUCACCAGCCUAUUGUGAGCAAGGAAGGCCCUCGAUUUUUUGCGAGUGAUUUUUGGGAGUUCUUGACACGCACAGUUUGGUGGGCCAUUCCAGUUAUUUGGCUUCCAGUUGUGUGCUAUUUCGUCUCAAAGUCUGUACGAAUGGGCCACACACCCUAUGAGAUAGCCUCAAUGGUUGGCUUUGGCAUUUUCAUCUGGACAUUACUAGAAUACAGUUUGCAUCGUUUUCUUUUCCACAUCAAAACAACGAGUUAUUGGGGGAACACCGCACACUAUCUUCUUCAUGGCUGCCAUCAUAAGCACCCCAUGGAUGGUUUGAGGCUUGUCUUUCCUCCAGCUGCCACUGCCAUUUUAUUAGUGCCAUUCUGGAACUUGAUUGCUCUUUUUGCUACUCCCUCGACUGCUCCUGCUUUGUUCGGAGGUGGUUUAUUGGGUUAUGUGAUGUACGAUUGCACUCAUUACUACUUGCAUCAUGGUCAGCCCGCACGUGGAGUGCCUAAAGAUCUCAAGAAAUACCAUUUGAAUCAUCACUUCAGGAUUCAAACUCUUGGAUUUGGAAUUACUUCAUCACUAUGGGACAGGGUUUUCAGAACACUGCCACCAUCAAAAAUUGUCGGAAAGAGUAUAUAAUUUAAUUUAACUUGGAGGGUGCAGCAUUAUAUUUAGCGAAGAUGAAGGUUGGUUUGUUUCUAAAUAUCACCACUCCUAAACAUUCUUUCUUAUUUAUUAGUAAUGCUAAGAUCUAAGUGAGGGUUUUCUGUAGCACAUCAGAGGAUGUUCUGAGUUUUGUGGUUUUCAUUUCUAUGAGAAAUUCUGUGUAAAUUUGUUUAACAAACUCACUGUUUGCUUGUGAAGAGAAAGCUCUCUACUUGUCUA